UACGUGUCUGCACAUGCUCUGUGUCCUUUUCAACCGGGCCCGACACAUGCGUCUUGUUCAUUUUGUUGACCCAAAUCGGGGGGCGGAUCAGCCGACCCGGCGCCGGUGGAAUGUAAACACUGCACAGUGUGUGUACGUGAGUUUUCGAGUCAUCAACCGCAAGCCACACGAGAUGUUUCAUAUGAAAUUGUCCAGAUGGACUGAUCGAUUCACUUGCGUCCAUGUGGCCAUCCGCACUGGUCAUAAGGUUGACAGGUGAAUUUAACUUCUUUAUACCGCUCUAUCAUUAUGCCUUAUCCAGUGCUUCUCGGCAGGCCACGGGCGCCUCUUAGUGUUUAGUGUAACGACAGGGUCACGGUUCAUCCUUCAACUCUACCUGGCUCGGAUAGUCGUUGGAAACACCUAUUCGUCCCACCGAUCGCAAAUCACCUUCAAUGAAGGCUCCGGUAUCUCUCUUCAUUGGUUGGAUACAGACAAAUAUACUACUGUUCUGCAUGAUGAGCAUUGCAGCGCCCAGAUGGAUAGAUACUCAGCACUUCUCGAGAAGAGCACUGAGGAAUACGGAUCGCGUGCAGCCCAUCGGAGUUAAACAAGCCAUGGAUCUCCUCUAUCUUUACGGGUACUUUCAAAAGGAAACAACCAAUAAAAACCCCCUAAAUCCUGCUAAUAGCCCAGCGCAUCAUCUGCUUGAGGACAACUCAGGAAUGCUGCUACCCCCGCCUGAAUACCACGAGGCACUUCGAAGAUUUCAGCGUACCUAUCGUCUACCUGUUACAGGAAGGCUUGACCGACCUACUGCAGAUCUGUUGUCUUCGCCAAGAUGUGGCAACCCAGAUGUUGUUGUGAGCACCCAUGACCAGACUUCAAACAGAAGCAUCAACAUACAAAUUGCAAGGAGACGGAGGCUCCACUCUGUGGACCGUGAGUUGUACCGGAGUAAACGCUUUCUGAUCGGCGACGAAGGUAUGAAGUGGAGCAAAAAGAAGUUAACUUGGCAAAUACGCAGCUAUCCAACAAAAGCGCUGACUAUGGCUCGGACACACGUUGUCUUUCAGUACACCUUUAAUCUGUGGUCAAAGGUAACAGACCUCGUGUUUUCGGAGGAAAAAGAUUACUACAAACCUGCGGAUAUCAUUAUUCAAUUCGGCGCUGGGAAACACGGUGAUUCAAUACCAUUUGAUGGGCCUGGUGGUGUCCUAGCGCAUGCAUACUAUCCAACCCCGGAUAACGUCUAUUCCUUCUCCGGUGACGCCCACUUCGACGAUGAUGAGGUUUGGAACGACGGUCCUCAUAAAGAUUACCGCAAUCUCAUCUCAGUUGCUGCACACGAAAUGGGUCACAGUUUGGGACUGGGACAUUCUACUGUGCCUACAGCCAUCAUGUUUCCGUAUUAUUUGAGCACUUGGAAAAAAGUUGAACUAGAUCGAGAUGACAUUAGUGGAGCGCAGAAAAUCUACGGUGCCCCCAGACCAGGAAAAGUUAUUCCACCUGCACCGGAGUUGCCAGAUAUUCCACCCCCACCUCGAGUGACCACACCGGCUCCUGACAGGGGGAAAGUGUUCAACUACUGCAAUAUUGAAGUGGACGCAAUUAUCAAAAUACGAAAUCUUGAGUUGUACAUCUUCAAGGGGCCGUGGCAGUGGCGAGUAACUUGGUCAAAAACAGUUACCACUUGGGUCUCAUACCAGUUUCGCGACGGACCAGCAAAGAUAACCUACUACUGGCCAACCUUGCCCAAGACGGUAGAUCAUGUGGAUGCUGGUCUAGAGAGAUUUGACAAUGCAAUAUACAUGUUCAGUGGCCGACGCUUCUGGCUUCUGAUUGACAAUAUGAACCUCAAACCCGGUGUACCAACAGAAGGACUUCCCCUCACGGAGUUAGGAUUACCCGAGACUGUGGAACGUAUCGAUACCAUGUUUUUGUGGGGUGAAUCGAAGGCGAUUUACUUGUUUAUUGGUGACAAAUACUGGAAGUUGGACGACCGGGCCGGUCCUUUUGGACGUGUGGCUCCAGAACCCGAUUACCCCAGGAAUAUUGUGGAUACUUGGCAAGGAGUACCUGUCCCGUCGCGGCCUGCAUUUACUGGGCUGAAUGGUGAGACACUUUUCUUCAGUGGCACGAACUACUACGUCUUCGACAACGUGGCGAUGCGUGUGCGUCCCGGAUACCCGAAGCCGGCAACCUUGGGCAUUUUGGGCUGCUUGCGAAACGAGUAGCCAUUGCAACCUGGUCAAUCUUUAUACUGUUGAAUAUUUCUGCCAUUGCACUCGCAGUUAUCUUCGCCAAAUAUCUGUGAAUAUAAAAUAUGUUUGAUUGACUCGGUUGAGUUAGCAAUGGGUGGGGGAAAAGUCUCACAGAAUUAACUGUACUUGAGAUGAAACCCUUGGUGAGCAAUAAAAAACUGUUUCUCAC
This is a messenger RNA of Dicrocoelium dendriticum, 2412 nucleotides long. The record is from the annotation of a GenBank genome assembly. Lineage: Eukaryota; Metazoa; Platyhelminthes; Trematoda; Plagiorchiida; Dicrocoeliidae.